AUGGAGUUGUCAGUGAUCCUGCUCAGCUUUACAGCCAUGAUGUUCAGUAUGGAGGUGGCUGCAGACUGUGGAGUACCUCCUCUAAAUACACGUGUAGUGGGCGGCACUGAUGCCCCUGCGGGUAACUGGCCCUGGCAGGUCAGUGUCCAUUACAACAGCAGACACAUCUGUGGAGGAACCCUGAUCCACAGCCAGUGGGUGAUGACGGCUGCUCACUGCAUCAUCUCUACUAACCUCAACAGCUGGACACUGUACCUGGGAAGACAAACCCAGAUCACGUCUGCUGCCAACCCAAAUGAAGUAAGAGUUGGUAUUCAGUCCAUCACCAUCCAUCCAAAGUACAACAACCCACUGUUCAAUAAUGACAUCUCCCUGAUGAAACUGAGCCAGCCUGUAACCUUCACUCCAUACAUUCGUCCGGUCUGCCUGGCAUCCAAAGGGAGUGUCUUUCACAACGCCACAUUCUGCUGGGCUACAGGCUGGGGAAACAUCGGCAAAAACCAACCGUUGCCGGCUCCGCAGGCUCUUCAGGAGGUGGAGGUCCCGGUUGUGGGCAGCUCACAGUGCAGCUGCCAGUAUAAGCCAGUAGGUGAUGCUACAAUCACAGCACAGAUGAUCUGUGCAGGGAGAGCAGACAAAGGAAUCUGUCAGGGAGAUUCUGGAGGUCCGUUACUGUGCAAACAGGGUUCUGUGUGGGUCCAGGCUGGAAUCACCAGCUUUGGGACGAGCCUGGGCUGUGCCAAAGAAGGUUUCCCAGAGGUGGUUUCACGUGUCUCUGAGUUCCACACGUGGGUCACGGAGAACGUGGAAGGAGCCGCCAUUGGCUUCGUGACCUUUUCGUCCAACGGCACAGACAGCAGCUUCACAUGCUCUGCCACACUUCAGCUCUCACACUACUCUAAUUUUAUCAUUCUCUUCAUGAUGCUCAUCUCACACUUACAGUCACUUUAA
Messenger RNA from Sinocyclocheilus rhinocerous, 951 nucleotides. Its product is annotated as serine protease 27-like. Gene Ontology annotation, molecular function: serine-type endopeptidase activity. Lineage: Eukaryota; Metazoa; Chordata; Actinopteri; Cypriniformes; Cyprinidae. Gene Ontology annotation, biological process: proteolysis. Bases 1 to 951 code for a protein of 316 amino acids. The transcript is spliced from 5 exons. The record is from RefSeq and is a predicted model, not a curated record.